This is a messenger RNA of Truncatella angustata, 1194 nucleotides long. RefSeq lists its product as uncharacterized. Bases 1 to 1194 code for a protein of 397 amino acids. The transcript has 3 exons. The record is from RefSeq and is a predicted model, not a curated record. Lineage: Eukaryota; Fungi; Ascomycota; Sordariomycetes; Amphisphaeriales; Sporocadaceae.
AUGUCGGACGCGAAUGGCAGAUGGAUCUAUUCGGCCGUCAACCUCAACGACCCCGAACCACUUGCGAACAGGAAAGAAACCAUACUGGGCUGCGUGAUAACGUUUCUGAUCGUAUCGUGGAUAUGCGUGAGCCUACGCUUGUAUGUGCGGUUUAAGAUCGUGCGCGCCCCUGGUUGGGAUGAUUUAUUUGUUGGACUUUAUCUUAUAACAAUGACAGCUGGCUGUAUUUCGAUAUGUGUUGCUACGAACUACGGAUUAGGAAAGCAUGUACUUCUCCUGUCGGUGCCGACGAUCCAAGGUUUUCUCAAGGCAUUCUAUGUGCAGAAUGCGACGUAUUGCUCCUCGACAGCUUUCAUCAAGCUGGCACUACUUCUUCAAUACCUGCGAGUCUUUGAGCGCGGCACCACGAUUUACAAGAUUACAUUCGGUCUCGUGGUUUUCACAUCACUCUGGGGCUUCGCAUACUCGUUUAUUGCAUGGGUUCCUUGUGUGCCUGUAUCAACAUACUGGGAUAUGUCCAGCGACGGCAAGAACUGUUAUGGUUACGGAUCGCACUACCCGGCUUCCUUUGUUGGCACAUACGAAAGCCACACGGCCACGAACAUGAUCCUCGAUGCCAUCAUCUUGAUUGUUCCACUACCGCUACUCUUCAAAAACGGCGCCACAACUGCUGCCCGGGCCAGACUUAUCGCUUUACUCUCCAUGGGCUGCAUUGUCCUCGCCCUCGCGGCUUGGCGUCUACAAACCAUCGUUGAGACCCAGGUGGCCACCUACCCGACGCGGGACCCGACGUGGUAUGGACCCAUCAGCAUCCUGCUCGCAGCGCUGGAGAUCAACGCUGCCAGUAUAUGCGCCUCGGUGCCGAUAUUCUGGCCUGUCCUCUCCAGCGGCUGGAGCGGCAUCUUCGUGACCCAGGAAGUGAAGAUCACGCACGAGUCGCGUUAUAUCGACGAUGAGGAUCGCGACUCGCUUACCCGCAGUGGAUCGAUGCAUAGCCGCAACGGCAGCGAGUCGCAGAUCAGCAUCGUCGAGAGUGGUGGGGCUAGAGGGAACAAGGACGGUAAGAAGCAUUACCGAGAUUCUUUUAUCCUACGGCAGGUUGACCCUUUGCGGCUUAAAGAUGACCGCGAGCAGCCUAGUGCGAUACGAGGAGAUUCCAUUGGUGACGAGCCGAGAAAAUGGACAAAAUUUUAA